This is a messenger RNA of Perognathus longimembris pacificus (Pacific pocket mouse), 2815 nucleotides long. RefSeq names its product microcephalin 1 (gene Mcph1). The transcript is spliced from 14 exons. Lineage: Eukaryota; Metazoa; Chordata; Mammalia; Rodentia; Heteromyidae. Gene Ontology annotation, molecular function: zinc ion binding; DNA binding; ubiquitin-protein transferase activity. Gene Ontology annotation, cellular component: nucleus. Bases 2 to 2587 code for a protein of 861 amino acids. The record is from RefSeq and is a predicted model, not a curated record. Gene Ontology annotation, biological process: mitotic cell cycle; DNA repair; cerebral cortex development.
CAUGCGCAGUGCGCGCCCGCGCUGGCGCCGGCCGCCCGUCCCGCCGAGUGUCAUGGCGGCCCCCAGGGCGGCGGGGGGCGGCUUCCUGAAAGAUGUCGUGGCCUACGUGGACGUGUGGUCCUCCACCGGGACAGAAAACUACUCAACGGCCUUCACCACCCAGCUGGCGGACAUGGGCGCCAAGGUCUCAAAGACUUUCACCAAGCAAGUGACUCACGUGGUUUUCAAAGACGGGUACCGGAGCACCUGGGACAAGGCCCAGGCUCGAGGGGUGAAGCUCGUGUCCGUGCUCUGGGUUGAAAAGUGCAGGACGGCGGGAACACGCGUGGACGAGGCCCUCUUUCCUGCCGCGAAUACCAGGGAGCGUCUGCCAAGUCUGCUUAGGAAGAAACGUAAAUGUAUGCAGCCCAAAGAUUUUGUUCCAAAGACACCAGAAAACGAUAGAAGACUGCAAAGGAAAUUUGAGAGGAUGACUGAAGAGCUGCAAAGGCAAAAGAUGACCACAGGCACGGAUGCUCCUGUCCUCCUGUUUGAGUCUCCGGGCUUGCUGGUGUACAGCCCCCCGACGGCCUUCCACGGCCACCACAACAACGCGGGGAGGACGUUGCAGGAGGCCACGGGGAAGAGGGACGAUCUCUCCACCACGGGGAAGAGGAACGAUCUCCCCGCAACGGGGAAGAGGGACGAUCUCCCCGCGACAGGGAAGAGGCACGAUCUCCCCGCGACAGCUUCCCCGACGGCCGGGCAGACUCGGAAGAACCCAGGAACGUCUUUCUGUGACGCGGCCUGUGACAUGCCGCGUGACCCUUUGUGCUCAGGUGCGGUGGCGGCCGGGCGUCGGUGCUCACCCCCGGACGGCCUCUGUGGAGCCCCGCGGCGGGCACAGCAGGAGGCGCGGCGGGGAGGGUCUGCGAGCGACGACAAUGGCACUUCCUCUUCCUCAUCUGGGGCGAUGGUGGACGGUGCUCGCUCACCGCCGCCGCCCGCAUCCUGCGACCAGCCAGGCCCCUGGGAGCCCGGGAGCCCCGUCCCCCGGGAGGGGAGAAGCUGCCGGCCAGACCUGCUGGGGGCACCGGCCAGCCCGGACCGAGCGCCAGCCGCCAGCCCGGCCCAGAAGACGGCUGACGAGCACAGGCUGUCUCCCGCCCCGUCCACGGAAGACCCCCUUCUAGCGGGUUCCAGGCCCAGUUCCUCCACAAAGAGGAAAAGGGCAGCGGGCCCGCGCUCCCCCCCAGAGGGACGGCUGAAGAGGGGGAGCUGCGGCCCAGGGCCCGCCCCCGCGCCGUCCCGGGAGCAGCCGCCGGCGGCCUGGCCCGCCUCGCCCGGCCCCAACGGGGGCAGCGCCUCCACCGCCUACGAGGACUACUUCUCACCUGACAACCUCAGGGAGAGGGCGUGGGGGCCGUGCCCCGCCCCACCCCGGCCCCGGCCGCCCCCCGCGCCCCUCCGCUGCCAGAGUCUUUCCAAGAGGGAGAGAAGGAGCAUAUUGCAGAGGGCCGACUUCUCCUGCAUGGGCGAAAAGCGCAGCGCCGGCAGCAGCCGCAGUUUAAUCGCACGCGCCCUCGACCAGGGGGACCCCGCUCCCAGCCGCGGGGCGUUACAACCGCCACCCGCACUCGCAGGGAGCCCCGACCGAGGCGGGCAGGCCGGCCCUGUGCAGGGGGGAGGCUCCCGCCCCCCUCGCGGCGAGGCCCGCCCUCCCCCUCCCCCCACAGCGCCCGCCCGCAGCCCCGGGGCCGGGCAGCGCCCCGGCGAGGAAGCCAGAGAACCCACGGGCACCGAGAGCACCCACGAGGAAGGCGCCCCCGGCCAAGGUGAUCGCAGGCACGGCCUGGGAGGAGACUCGAGCGCGGAGAACGACGCCAACACCGAAGACAAGGAAAACGUGGCCACGGGCCGCAGCGAAAAUGUUAAAAAUGGCCCAGCAAGAUGUGAUUUUCCCGACAGCCCCUGUGCGGGCUUCCAGGACGGCGUCAGACCUGAGAAACCAAAGCAAAGUGGGAGAGGUGCAAAGCCAACAAGAACAUUAGUCAUGACAAGCAUGCCAUCUGAGAAGCAGAAUGUCAUCGUGCAGGUGGUGAGGAAACUGCAAGGCUUCUCGUUCUCCCCCGAGGUCUGCGAGACCACCACCCACGUGCUGGCCGGGAGCCCGCUCCGCACGCUCAACGUGCUCCUGGGCAUCGCCUGCGGCUGCUGGGUCCUGUCCUACGAGUGGGUGCUGUGGUCUCUGGAGCUGGGUCACUGGAUUUCUGAGGAGCCCUUUGAACUGUCAACCCACUUCCCCGCAGCUCCCGUCUGCCGACGCGAGCGCCAGCUCUCCCCCGGCCAGUACCGGGGAGCCCUCUUUGCUGAUCAGCCCCCGAUGUUCAUCGCGCCCGCCAGCAGCCCCCCCAGGGCCCAGCUCUGCGAGCUGGUGCGACUCUGCGGGGGCCGGGUCAGCCCCGCAGCCCACGGGGCGGGCAUCGUCGUGGGACCCCACAAGGGAAAGAGGACGGCCAGCAGCAAGCACCUGUCAGAGAAGUGGGUGUUAGACUCCAUCACCCAGCACAAGGUGUGUGACUUCGAGAACUACUUGCUGCUUCAGUGACGAGACCGGGGCCGGUGGCCACUGUGGGGGGCCUUGAAUCCCCACGAGAGCAGUGGCUGGGGAAAGGAGGAGCCGGCAUUCGGAGAAUCAGCGGCUGCAGCUCGCGCCUCGCGUCUGCCCGGGCGCCGUGGGGCCCUCGUCUCCAGAACGCCUUUGCGACUUGCUCAUGGCUGCACCCGCACCGCACACCAGCACCGGCCAGCCCCCUCCACCUGCUUUCUCAGGGAU